AAAACCCCCCGCGUGAUGCGGAUUAGCUAAGAUUUCCGUCCAACGGUAAAGCAAAAACCAGGGGAGGGUAGCCACACGUACGCCCCGCACGCCCCCAUGAAGCUGUUCGCCUUCGUGAGGCGCGCGCGCCGGUCGCCGCCGCCGCCGCCGCCGACGUCCACUGCGCCGGCCGUGGCGCCCGAGGACGCCACGGCCGCGUCACCUGCGGAGAAGCGGCGGCGGAGGCCUUCAUCGUCGGGUUCGGCGUCGUGGAAGCCGACGCUGGGCGCCAUCUCCGAGGACGCCGCGCUGACGACUGCGGCGCAGGCGGCGACGAAGGAGCAGGCGAAGCCGGCCCCCGCGGCGAAGGCCAAGGCGAGGUCGCCGCGUCGCGCCGCUCGGUCGGCGAGCUACGAUGACUUCGGGAACUACGGGCCGCCGACGGUGCUGCCGGCGUUCACGCCGACGGCGUUCCUGUUCUGAGCCCCGGCGAGCCGGGGACCGUGCGACGACGGCGACGGCGAAGGACUGGCGGGCGGGUGUGUGCGUCUCCGUGUCGUUGUGGCUUGACGGUGGCUGCUCUGCUUUGUGCUCCCAACCUGACGCUCGCAAAGCUGGUGCCACUUGGGUUGUGCUUGUGCCUUUCAGUUCCUAGGAUGUGCAUACAACUCCGCUGUUUCAGCUCGUCUCGGUGUGCUCCAGCGAUCGAGCAGCAAAAUCUGCCCCGUGGCUGUUUACUGAAAUCCAUCCUGUUUGGAUCCAAAUGCUAAUGGAUGAAAAUACUAAACUUUAGCACUA
Molecule: messenger RNA, 777 nt
Organism: Panicum virgatum (switchgrass)
Lineage: Eukaryota; Viridiplantae; Streptophyta; Magnoliopsida; Poales; Poaceae
Product: predicted GPI-anchored protein 58
Exons: 2
Coding region: 97-462 (121 amino acids)
Source: RefSeq, a predicted model, not a curated record